UCAUGUCAAGAUUAAAGAAAACUUGCAUCCUGUUAGUUGUAGGUUUUUGUCUUGGCUACAUGUUCACAUCUAUGACUUAUGAAGACACGGUGGAUAGACUGAAACAAACUGUAGCGUUAUAUCUGCGGCGAACAGAGGCCGUUUUCAGCAAUGUAACCGCUUACCACAACAAUUCAUCGCCCUAUCGCACCAUGAUAUCAAAUAAAAAAAAUAACCACUUCACUUUAAGUCAGCUAUCGCACAGAGCACAAGGCAGCGAUGGGUGGAAUUUAGUGUUUAGCAGGAAUCGGACGAUAUGGAAGGUCCAGCCUAGUAUGUGCAGCAGAAAUACCACUGGAUUCUAUCGCUCCAAACUCAGAACAAAUGUUGGCUCGACGACCAUUUAUAUAUAUGACCCGAGGAAGGAUAUAUGGGUUAGCAGGGAAAUCAUCAGAUAUGGGAGUUGGGAGGGAAAACAUAUAAACCUUAUACUGUCCUUACUACAGCAGGAUCCAGAUCUACACUUUGUAGACAUUGGUUCCAACGUGGGUGUGUUUACUUUAGCGGUCGCCCUGCUUGGGCGACGAGUGCUAGCGGUAGACGCCCUCGCGAUGAACAUCAUGCGAUUGUGCUCCUCUGUGAUUGAAGGUAACUUUACCGAUAGUGUUCAAAUUGUGUACAAUGCAUUUUCUGAUGUCUAUGAAACAGUAUCACUCGGAAUGGAUGAAAAUAACGUUGGAGGCACGUUUGUGGCUAAGGAUAAAAAUACCAACAAAGUGAUCGGAAGUAGGGUCGUUGGGAAUUAUGGAACCGUUCAAACAAUACGAUUAAACGAUGUUUUAUCAUUACCUAGAUUUAACUUUAGAAAAGUGAUAAUGAAGAUUGAUGUUGAAGGCUAUGAAAACAAAGUUUUCAAAGGCGGCGAAACAUUUUUCGAUAAAGUCGAUGUACGGGCAGUUCUUAUGGAGUGGCAGUGGCUUAAAACCGGAAACGCUGGGCAAGAAAUUAUCAAUUUCAUGUUACUUAAAAAUAUGGAACCGCAUGUUCCCGAACAAAACCCUCGGCCAUUAAAAAUUCAGGACCGUGGCAAUUGGCCCAAUGAUAUUUUAUGGAGGAAAAAACCUUUAAUAAAAACGAGAUGA
This is a messenger RNA of Magallana angulata, 1121 nucleotides long. RefSeq lists its product as uncharacterized. NCBI's taxonomy places the organism in Eukaryota, Metazoa, Mollusca, Bivalvia, Ostreida, Ostreidae. The record is from RefSeq and is a predicted model, not a curated record. Bases 3 to 1121 code for a protein of 372 amino acids. The transcript has a single exon.